UUCCCUGGAGCAACAGCGGCAAAAUGGCGGCCAAGGCGCCAAAUACAAAUUUUUGAAUGCUCGGUGAGGGCUAACGCUGUCUCUGGCCGACGUUCCGGAUGGUGAGGCCAUGGACGCCUCGGCGUGCAUGAAGUCUCUGCUCUUGGCGGCUUCUCAGUACCGAGCUGCUCGCACCCAGCCCAACGCAGCGCUGCUCCAGCGGAGUUUAGAGGUUAUCUCAGGAUUGAAAUUGACAAAAUUUUUUGCAUCAAACCAUAUUUUACCAAGUGAAUGCCUCAAUUGCUUAGUAGAACUUAUUGAGGACCCAAAUCUAAGCCCUCCAUUAACAUUGAAUGUAGUAGGCUUGCUUUCUCAGUUAGUUCUAGAUAAUGAAACCAGAGAAGCCCUUCAGAAUGCUUACAAUUUGUGUGGUGCCCUUGCAAGUGUAAUUCUUCGAAGUUCUACAAAUCCUAUUGACCCAGUAAUAUUGCAAAGUAUUCAACUGCUACAGAAAUUGACCUACAAUGCAAGAAUAUUGCAAUCCAGUGCUAAUAUUGAAGACUUAAUUUCUUUCCUAAUGAUUCGUAUUCAAUCUACAGAAGAUGAGUUAACUAUACCAUGCCUAGGACUUACGGCAAACCUUUGUCGACAUAAUCUCACUGUUCAAACAUAUAUCAAGUCAUUGACAAAUGUGAAAGGUUUUUAUCGCACUCUGAUCAGUUUCUUGGCUCACAGUAGUCUAACAAUGGUUGUUUUUGCACUUUCAAUAUUAUCAAGUCUUACAUUAAAUGAAGAAGUUGGAGAAAAGCUGUUUCAUUCCAGAAAUAUUCACCAGACUUUCCAGCUAAUAUUUAAUAUCCUUGUGAAUGGUGAUGGAACCCUAACAAGAAAAUAUUCUGUGGAUCUGCUUAUGGAUCUUCUGAAGAAUCCGAAGAUCGCAGAUUAUCUUACCAAGUAUGAACAUUUUACAUCUUGUCUCAAUCAGGUGAUAGGCCUUCUGCAUGGAAGAGAUUCUGAUUCUUCAGCAAAGAUAUUAGAAUUGCUACUUGCAUUUUGUUCAGUGACACAACUCCGUCAUAUUGUACGUCAAGCAGUACUGGAACCAAAUGUAGCAGUUUCUGCAAGUACAAAACUUGCAACUCGUGCUAAGAAUUCAGACUCAUCUAUUGUUUUAGUGCAUUGGUCAAACCAGCCACUGGAAGUAUCUGAAAAGUGUUCACAUCUUGCUUUGGAGCUAUUCAGGGAGCUAUUUGAGGACAUUAUUGAUUCAGGCAAUAGUGCAACUGCAGAACGCUUUGUGGAUCUUCUUUUGCCCAUUCUUCUCGACCAUCUUCAUUUUCCUGACCACAGACUAGAAGAUCUGUUGGCAAAGAAAAAAUGUGAACGAAUGAUCAAAACUAUUGAUAUCUUGAUAACUCUUUGUGCAGAUGAUAUGCUGAAAAUGCAUGUCACUAAAGUUUUAACAGCUAGCAAGUGUUCUAUUUUAAUAGAACACCAAUUUACUUCUAGUGGAGUUGAUUUUAGUUUUGGAACAAAAUUUAUGGACUGUGAAUUAAGCAAACUUGCUGCUGAUCUAAUCUUAAAAACACUGGAUCUGAUGAGUAAGCUUAAGCAGCUGGUUCCUAACAUGGAAGUCAGUUUUUACAAAGUUCUUCAGGACCAGCGCUUGGUUUCCCCUUUGGCUUUUGCUUUAACAUCAGACCACAGGGAACAAGUUCAAGCAGGACUUAGAAUAUUAUUUGAAGCAGCCCCGUUGCCAGAUUUUCCUGCCAUAGUACUUGGUGAAAGUAUUGCAGCCAAUAAUGCUUACAAAAAACGGGAAUCUGAGCCUUUCUCUAAAAGAAGUCAUCUGCAGGCAUCCGUGACUUCUGUAAAUUCAGUAAAAUCCUCUAAUGUUUGCCAUACCAAUGAUGGUGAUGCUGCAACUUUCAAUAUUCAGGACCUGAUACACAAACUCCAAUCUGGCUUAGAGAUGAAGGAAUCAGUCACAGACAUCAGGGUAUCUGAAAUAAUAGAAGUAUAUGAACAGAAAUUGUCUGCAUUGGCAUCCAAGGAAACAAGGUUGCAGGACCUUUUGGAAGCAAAGGCAUUAGCUCUUUCUCAAGCUGAUAGACUUAUUGCCCAGUAUCGUUGCCAGAGAGCUCAAGCUGAAUCUGAGGCUAGGACGCUUGCUUCAAUAUUGAAGGAUACAGAAAGAAAAAAUGAAGAUCUGGAGUCACUAUUGAAAGCACAGCAGACAGAAUCUGAACGAGCACAAAAUGAUAUUGAACAACUAUUUCAGCAUAAUCGGAAAUUGCAAACAAUAGCAGAAGAAUAUGAGAUACUGAAAAGAUCUUCCAUUGAUCUGCUUCAAAAGCAUGAAACUAUUGAAAAGCAAUAUAACAAUCUGCAGGGAAUGUGUAAUUCAUUGAAUAAACAACUGGAAACCCUUAAAAGACUGAAUGAAUCACUGAAGCAACAGAAUGAAAAAACCACCGCUCAGCUUCUUGAAACAGAAGAACAUAGAAAAGAAUUGAGCAAACAGAUCCAAGAAAAAGAUGGACAAAUAUCAAGUUUACAACAGAAGAUAAAAGUUCAAGAAGAAAAACUAAAAACCAGACAGAAGGAAAAAAUAGAUAUGGAGGACAAAAUGGACAUUCUCAGAAAAGAGCUAAGUAAAACUGAACAUGCAAGAAAAGAACUAAGUAUUAAGGCAUCUUCUUUGGAAGUUCAGAAGUCACAGUUGGAAGGGCGACUAGAAGAAAAGGAGGCUUUAAUCAAGCUUCAGCAAGAAGAAUUAAACAAACAUUCUCAUAUGAUUGCAAUGAUUCAUAGCUUAAGUGGCGGUAAACUAAAUGCAGAAGCAGUGAAUCUCAGUUUAUAGAGAAGAUUAUCUCAAUAUGCGAUUAAUGUCAUUUUAUGUUUUGUUAUGAAAAAUAUUUUAGGCAACUUUCCUUGAAGAUAUUGUGGCUUUUAUGAAUAGUAGGCUACAUUUUAUUCUUUUUGACACUAAUAUCUAUAUCACUAUUGGCUGCCUUGUUUAUGGAUUUAACAAGGACUGGAUAUAAUUUUUGAAAACAUAUUAGUAAAAAACCAUUUGAUGCUGAAACUAUCAACUAUGAUAGGUUUACUUAAGUUAGUAAUUCUACUCUUAAACUGUUUUUAUAAAAGCUUUCAUUUCCUUGUAUACAAAAUGUUGCAGUGAAAUCUUGGUGGUUAACAUAUACACUUCAAAAUGAAAGUCUAUAAAUAUAUGUAUAUGUAUAUAUAUAUAUUAUGUAGAAAAAUGUUUUUAAGUCUUAUAUUACAAUACAGAUAUACAUUAAUGAGUUACAAAUAUAAAAGAGGUCUGAAAUCCCCCCCCCCCCAGAAGUAGAAUAGAAGGUCAGUUUUUAUAUAUUCAGUAUUCCUCCCAGUGUAAAUGUUAAAUAAUUAUAUUCAUAGUUUUUCAGAUUUAGAGAUUUCUGAAAAUAAUGCCACAGGUUGUUUUUGUUCUUUUUAAAA
This is a messenger RNA of Pseudonaja textilis, 3462 nucleotides long. It is a transcript of the gene CIP2A, whose product is annotated as cellular inhibitor of PP2A. The record is from RefSeq and is a predicted model, not a curated record. Gene Ontology annotation, molecular function: protein binding. NCBI's taxonomy places the organism in Eukaryota, Metazoa, Chordata, Lepidosauria, Squamata, Elapidae.